This is a messenger RNA of Durotheca rogersii, 1305 nucleotides long. RefSeq lists its product as uncharacterized. Lineage: Eukaryota; Fungi; Ascomycota; Sordariomycetes; Xylariales; Xylariaceae. The record is from RefSeq and is a predicted model, not a curated record. Bases 328 to 1221 code for a protein of 297 amino acids. The transcript has a single exon.
CUCCACCGGCAAUGGUAGUAGGUCAAGGGGGAGGGGACGCAACCAGGAAAAGGAAGCACACGGCAGAGGGCCUUGAGGGUGGACUUUCGGGGAGUCGCCGGAGGGGAGCAAACACAACUAUAUAGGAAAUUCAAUACCGGGCAGGCUCAUUUCCAAGGUAGGCGAUCGAUGCCGCGAUGCCGCGAUACGUAAAGGGGUGACAACAUAACCUCCUACCUAGCCGUAAACAGGCAACCUACCUGGGUACGCGUCCAAGGUGUCUGCUAUGCUGCCUCGAGCGCCUCGGUAUGCAGAUACGGAGAUCGACCAGGCACUCAGCCCGGGGUUAUGCAAGCAGCGGGUGAGCUUGUCUCCCUUCCUCCCUCCCUCUCUCCCUCUCUCCCUCUCUCCCUCUCUCCCUCUCUCCCUCUCUCCCUCUCUCCCUCUCUCCCUCUCUCCCUCUCUCCCUCUCUCCCUCUCUCCCUCUCUCCCUCUCUCCCUCUCUCCCUCUCUCCCUCUCUCCCUCUCUCCCUCUCUCCCUCUCUCCCUCUCUCCCUCUCUCCCUCUCUCCCUCUCUCCCUCUCUCCCUCUCUCCCUCUCUCCCUCUCUCCCUCUCUCCCUCCAUCCAUCGGGUGUCUAUCUCUCCGUCUUGAUCCCACCUGCCUCCGGCCUGGCUUGGUUUCUUGGUCUCGCCUCAGGUGCUUCGGUUCCGCACUCAUAUCUACCGAGCCUAGACCUCGCCCCCUCCGUCUCUCGAUUCUGGACCGAGAUCAUAUCGUAUUCUCGUAUUCUCUACGUUGUUAUUCUUCUAGGGCUACACUUCUACUACUUCACGUUAAGUCAACAGGGCGAAGUCCCGCCACUCGUUGUUACGACAGAGCUCAUUCUAGUCUCCCACCAUCCCCCGGCACUAGGUUGUCUCUGUCACACCAUUUACAUUUCUUGCGAUUCUUCUCGAAUCCUCUUCCCGGUUGCUUGGGGACCGAGGCCAUUCUCCUUGGGUUACAUUCGACUUUUUGGGAGCCUGCCAUCAAGUGCCCGUCCCCAUCACCAGCCUUCUGCCCACCUGGGAACCUCCCACUCCAUACCUCGGGUAUACGGCCGCAAGCGUUGCGACAAUUUCACGCGCAUACCGCUCCAAUACUGAGUUGUCUUCUUCCCUGCAGGCUCUAUUCAACCGCUAGUGCCAAGGUAAGAUAUCCGCACAUCGGACUCCUGUUGUGGCGUUUGUUCAUAUGUUGACACCUUAAUCCUUCGUAGACAUAGUACGGUGACUCCACGUGUCAGAAUACGGAACACUCCGCCCACCACGAUCACCCAUUAUUA